Molecule: messenger RNA, 1404 nt
Organism: Andrographis paniculata
Lineage: Eukaryota; Viridiplantae; Streptophyta; Magnoliopsida; Lamiales; Acanthaceae
Exons: 1
Coding region: 1-1404 (467 amino acids)
Molecular function (GO): protein binding
Source: RefSeq, a predicted model, not a curated record
AUGAGGGAGUCGACGAGUUCUUACUGCUCCCAAUCUGAAUCUGUUCUCAUCGACGGAAUUCCUAACGAAAUUGCCGAGAUCAUAUUACAGAAAUUAUGGACACUCGAUCGAAUUCGCCUGAGAAGUGUUUCAAAGGCAUGGAAUGCUGCUCUGCGGCAAUUACGGCCGCCGCCCUCGGAGCUGCCAUGGAAGAUCCUGUCCAAAAGCUUCGAUCAACCUGGAACCAAUCCUAAGCAAAUUAAACUUUUAUGCCCAAGCAACAAAAAGGAAUACACUUUCGAGUAUCCCAACAAUGGCCAAUGCUGCUGCGGGUCUUCCAAGGGCUGGCUGUUCAUCGGCGGCGCCGCACAAAUUGGGAACAUUCUGCUAUGGAAUCCGCUGACCGGAGAAAUUACGGAUCUUCCUCCCCUGUCGUCAUUGCAAUUUUUCGACAACUUUGUGGGUGCCGGAUUUGGAUUAGGGUUCGAUUUCUUAUCUUGUUUCAUAUCGAGAGUUCAUGUCUUCUCCACCAAUUCCAGCGGGCUAGCGGUGGCCAUGAUUCUCAGUUUUCUGGUCCCUGAUGUCCCCCGGAGGCUGAUCAUCUGCAGGCCGGACGAUCCUCAGUGGACGGCCGUGGAUUUGGACAUCAUCGGUAUCGGUGAUGCGACCGUGACGGACAUCCUGUUUCAUAGAGGCAAGCUGAUUGUCUACUGUAAUCGUCAGAUUUUAACUGAUUUCGAUGGCCAAAGAGUACUUAUCGGACAUGGCUGCCACACUGUAAGUGUAACCCUAAUAAACGGCGGUGGCCAGGUGGAGAUGCAGAUUGUGACCAUGGUGUACGGAGGAGGAGGAGCACGUGCACAAACUCUACGCUAUCUGCCUGAUUCACCUCUCCGCAGAGGAGCUUAUAGAGACGAAUUUUUGGUGGCGUCCGGCGAGAUGCUGCUGCUUGUGAGCGCGGUGGUGGAUCGACCCAUAUGUAGAACUUACCAAUUUAUGGCCUACAGGUGGAUAGAAAUCGGAGGUUUCGAGGUGCACCGGAUUAAUGUUUGCGGCAGCGGCAGCGGUAGCUCGCCGCCGGAGAAGCUUAGGAGCAUCGGGCGGCAGGCGGUGUUCGUUGGUGGGGGUUGCGACGCGAUAUCGACGGCGGUGAACGAUAUUGAUAAUGGUGAAUUUUCAAAUGAUUUCAUAUAUUUCACGGCAAACGGUUAUAAGCUGGCUUCGAUCGGCUUCUUCGACUACGACGAUGGCGUCUUGGAGGGUGUUUGCACCGUUCACCAAAGAGGCCUAUUCGAUGUACGAAACAAUGCCCUUUUUGCAGAUGCCAUGUUGUCUGAUGUACGAGACGAUGCCGAAUUUGCAGAUGUCAUGUCCUCUAAUUUCACAAAGUCCAACUUUCUCGGAUGGAUUAUGCCCGCCGUAUAG